UACUCGGUACGAUUUUCUUUCAAAGAAACAAACACUUCCUGUACUCGAAUUGCUUCCGAAGCUUGUCUACUACGCAUUCAUCUGCGAUCUAGUAUUUGGCGCCCGGAUAUACGUAGUAUAAUUUUAAAAUCUCUACUAGUCACCAGUCACUACAUUCCAGAAUCACAUUUCUUAUCUCUCCGCGCGAAGGCGAAAACAGUCUGCGCUAGUUUCGAGCGAGAAUGGAGCAGCAGCUCAGGAACCAGCCAAAAAAUGUGCAAGAACAACAAGACGAUGUAGAUGACAUUCAACAUGGCCCUUUCCCGGUCGAGCAACUUCAGGAAUCUGGAAUAUCAGCCACCGACAUAAAAAAACUUAAGGAUGCGGGUAUAUUUACCGUGGAAUCGGUUGUGUAUUCUCCUAGAAAGGAUAUUUUGCAAAUCAAAGGAAUCAGUGAAGCUAAAGUUGACAAAAUUAUAGAAGCAGCUUCAAAAUUGGUGCCUUUGGGGUUCACUAGUGCAAGCCAACUCCAUGCACAGAGGCUUGAAAUCAUUCAAAUAACAUCUGGAUCAAAAGAACUUGACAAAGUCUUGGAAGGGGGGAUCGAAACAGGAUCCAUCACUGAAAUUUAUGGCGAGUUCCGUUCUGGGAAGACUCAGCUUUGUCAUACUUUAUGUGUUGCUUGCCAACUUCCAUUAGACCAAGGUGGCGGUGAGGGUAAGGCCAUGUACAUUGAUGCUGAGGGAACUUUCAGACCACAAAGACUCUUGCAAAUUGCGGACAGGUUUGGAUUGAAUGGAGCUGAUGUUCUUGAGAAUGUUGCAUAUGCUAGAGCAUAUAAUACUGACCAUCAGUCUAGGCUUUUGAUUGAAGCAGCCUCAAUGAUGGUUGAGACCAGGUUUGCUCUUAUGAUUGUGGAUAGCUCUACAGCACUUUAUAGGACUGAUUUUUCUGGGCGGGGAGAGUUGGCAUCCAGACAAAUGCAUCUGGCGAGGUUCUUAAGAAGCCUUCAGAAAUUAGCAGAUGAGUUUGGGGUUGCAGUUGUGAUUACUAACCAAGUGGUUUCCCAAGUUGACGGUUCUGCCAUGUUUGCCGGACCUCAGGUCAAACCUAUUGGUGGCAACAUUAUGGCACAUGCUUCUACAACAAGGCUGGCUCUUCGGAAGGGAAGGGGAGACGAGCGCAUUUGUAAAGUAGUUAGCUCUCCGUGUUUAGCUGAAGCAGAAGCAAGGUUUCAAAUAUCUGCAGAAGGUGUAACCGAUGUGAAGGACUGACCGAUUUCCUUUAUUUCUUUCUUUAGAGGGGUUCUUGCAUCUUGCAUUCUUGCCACAUGAAACAAUUUUUUUCAAUGGAAGUUGAUUUUACCAUUUCCAAGCACAUUAUAGUGAGUGUAAGGGUGUCCCCGGUCUGGUUCUGUGUCAUGAAGGGUCAAACCAGAAUCGUAAACUGGCAUAUUUUGUCCGGUUUUGCCGUUUUGGACCGCUCCGUAGCGGCGUAGCCAUUUGGGAGGAAACAGAUUAACAGAAUCAGACCGGGUUCAAUUUGGGAGGACUAUCAGCACAAAAAUAGUGGUAGGUUCCAGUCCAAUUCUAUGUUCAACCGUCCCGGCCUAAUCCUUUUCUGCAGUUGGGCACAUCAAUAACAGCAUCAAUAUUUAACUUUAA
Molecule: messenger RNA, 1643 nt
Organism: Cuscuta europaea
Lineage: Eukaryota; Viridiplantae; Streptophyta; Magnoliopsida; Solanales; Convolvulaceae
Source: the annotation of a GenBank genome assembly